GGCUAACAAUCACAAGGAGUGGCAACUCAUGGACUCUUUAAUCCACAUAAGCUCAUGAUGCUCCUUUAAAUCCAUCCAAUCUGUUGGGUGUCUGUACUUAACAGCCCCACUCAACCAAUCUGGGUCAGUAGAUGUUACAGUAAAGCACAGUUCCUGUCUGUGCAGAGCAAGAAUUGGAACUUUUAAAAAUCACAUUGUUUAAACUGGAGACUUUUGUCCGAUCCUGACUCAGCUGACAUCCUCAUUAUGGAGGGUUGAGGUGGAAUGAAACGUAACUGGACAAUAGCUCGAAGAAGCAAUAAGGUCUGAAGAUUUUACUGAGAAAAUGGAACUCCAAAACCAACUGCAGGGCGACUGGAGCCGGUACUUUUGCAAUCGGCCGGUGGAGUUUGAUGAAAAUGCAAACCAUCAUCUUCUCUGUAGUAAGCUGGAAAGCAGCUCUGUGAGGCUGGAGGGAAAUUCAGAUCCGUACUGCAGCAUCUGGGGGGACGACGAGCAAGCAAGAGUCAAGAGCUGUAACAAUCGGUCAUUUGCCAUGGACGCUAGAAUACGACUAGAUCAUUUGAAGUCAGCGUGUAAUUCCCCCUUACCUCGCCGUGCCACGGAUGGGAUAUUGUACAACUUUAACUGUCCAAAAGACAACUGGGACAGCGAUGGGUCACAGGAAGAAGAGUCCGCUUUGGAUUCAGUAGAGCUCCUUGAUGUUGAGGAUGAUGUGCAGGAUGAAGAGAGCUGUGUUCCUCACAGGUUGUAUGAGUCUCCAAAGAAGCAGGCGUUCGUAGAGAGAAGUGAGUCUGCUCUGAGAUGGUGUCGACACGUCCUGGAUAACCCCAGUCCUGAGAUGGAGGCGGCGUGUCGUUCACUGAUGAACAGGCUGGAUCAAAGAUCAAGCAGUCACUUCUACAGACGUCCUGCAGUUUUCCAUCGUAGUGUGAGCUCCUCUAUGAACAAAACAUCUGUCAGCACCACACACAAUAAUGUCUCCGAUGGUUCAGGUGAUGAGCUGAGCCUCCCCCAUGACUCCAUAACCCCAAGCUACAAACUGCAGGACAUGACAGAUGUCCACAUCAUGGCUCGCAUACAGGAAGCCAGUUUGAGACAGGACUAUGUUUCCACACCUGCUGGGAGAAGCCCCGAGUCGCAGUCCGGUCUGUCAUCACUGAGCUCUUCCCCUCACCGCUCACCAUCAUCAGUAGCAAGGCAGGGCUGCCAAAGUCCAACUCUGGCUAGACUGCACCAGCAGGUCGCCCAGCUCAAGCUGCUGAAACGGGCUCAGAAUCAAGCCACAUCACCAGGCAGGACCAGGUCACCUCUGCGGACCAGCCUCCGCUCCCUCCAGGCUGUGAGGAACAGCAGAAGUUUAGACAUCGACGACGAUAACAACUACCAGUCUGCUGAACAAAUCCCUGCUUACCCACCAUCAGCACACACGAACUCCAACAGCUCGUUGCACUCAGUGAGAAACUCCUCAGACCGGACGGCGGCUGUGAAGAGACUGCUGAGGUCUCAGUCUCUCAGCCCCUGCAGGAUCCCUCACCCUGCGAAGGGAUACUUGUCUCUUCAUGGACGUGUUUUUGCCUCACCUGAAAGGUCGACCACAGUGGCUUGGGGCAGAAAUGUGUCAUCCACACAAAGAUAG
Epinephelus fuscoguttatus (brown-marbled grouper) is the source of this 1639-nucleotide messenger RNA. RefSeq names its product SLAIN motif-containing protein-like. The transcript is spliced from 10 exons. NCBI's taxonomy places the organism in Eukaryota, Metazoa, Chordata, Actinopteri, Perciformes, Serranidae. The record is from RefSeq and is a predicted model, not a curated record. Gene Ontology annotation, cellular component: microtubule plus-end. Gene Ontology annotation, biological process: positive regulation of microtubule polymerization; cytoplasmic microtubule organization; microtubule nucleation. Bases 326 to 1639 code for a protein of 437 amino acids.